AUGAAUAAACAAUCGCAAACCGCACAACCCACAUCACCACCACCGCCACCACCCAAUUCCUCCUCCCAAAAACCCAAACGACCAAUCUACAUCCGCCUCCCCAUCGCCCUCGCUCUCACCCUCCUCACACUCACCAGCGGCUUCGUAAUCGCCGGUUUCCCCGCCAUGGCCUCCCUCCAAGACCUCGCGAACCCGCCCACCGACGCCGAAACGCUCGAACUCUUCACCCCCUCCACAGAAGCCAUUGCCGAGAUAGAACGAAGCAUAUUCGAGCAUCCCCUCACAAAGUCGUUAUUGGCGGACCCCAAAUACAUUGCCUCAAGGCCGCACCUCAAGAUACCAGAGGGACUUCGGGCACAGAACCUGACAGGAGGCACACUCCUCGGCCCCGACAAAAUCGCCGUUCCACCCAUCCAAUUCAGCACAGCCGACGGCUCUGAAUUCGUAUCACUGCAAUAUCUGGGAGAAGCGCUGUGCGGCCACCCCGGUAUCGUCCACGGCGGCCUGCUAGCCACACUCCUCGACGAAGGACUAGCACGAUGCUGCUUCCCCGCGCUGCCGAAUAAAGUGGGUGUGACGGCGAGUUUGAAGAUCGAUUACAAGGCGCCGUGUAUGGCGGGGCAGAUUGUUGUGUUAAGGGCUGAGACAACGAAGGUUGAGGGCAGGAAGGCGUGGGUUAAGGGACGGUUGAUGACGCUGGGGAGUGAGGAGAAGGAGGGUGUUGUGCUUACGGAGGCGGAGGCGCUGUUUAUUGAGCCGAGACAGGCGGCGCAGAUGAAGAGGGUUGUUAAUUAG
Molecule: messenger RNA, 795 nt
Organism: Alternaria novae-zelandiae
Lineage: Eukaryota; Fungi; Ascomycota; Dothideomycetes; Pleosporales; Pleosporaceae
Exons: 2
Coding region: 1-795 (264 amino acids)
Source: RefSeq, a predicted model, not a curated record